Messenger RNA from Closterium sp. Yama58-4, 5184 nucleotides. Lineage: Eukaryota; Viridiplantae; Streptophyta; Zygnematophyceae; Desmidiales; Closteriaceae. The record is from the annotation of a GenBank genome assembly.
AUGGCUUCCAUCCGCGUGCUGUCGUUCGAUGCUGAGGGCCGCCCUGUGAAGUUCGCAACUUGGCUGGACGACCUGCAGCUGUUCCUUCUGAGCGAUAGCAAGGAGCAUGUGUCGCUCUAUGAUUACGCGUCUGGUGCUGCACCUGCCCCUCCUGCCACAGCUGAGCUUAGUGUUCGUUCCCACUGGCAGACUCGUGACGCAGCUGCUCGCCUAGCCAUUCGCAGUCACCUGCCGCUAGCUGAGCUCGAGCAUUUUGGCGACUGCAAAUCCGCUAAGGCCCUGUACGAUGCUGUCGUUGCUCGCUACUCCUCGCCUGCCACAGCCGAGCUUAGCCGCCUCAUGCUGCCGUACCUGUUCCCUGAGCUGUCCACCUUUGCUACAGUCGCCGAUCUUAUCACCCACCUUCGCACUAGUGAUGCUCGCCUGCGUGCUGCCCUUCCCACCGAGUUCUGCGCUAAGAACCCCCCUCCACUGUACUGGACACUCCACUUCAUAGUCACCCGACUCCCUGACACCCUCAGCUCAGUUCGAGACCACUUCCUUGCUCGCUGUCCCACUGAGCUCACAGUCGCCCUCCUAGAGGAGCAGCUGCUAGCGGCCGAAAAGAGCAUUGUAGCUGUCGGUGCUGCUCGUGGCGCUCCUCGCACCCCCAUCUUUGAGGGGUGUUCUCCCUCUCCUUUCGCUCCCUCCUCCGCUACUGCUGCUGCUGUUGACUUCCUUGGUGCUGAGUCUGCUGGCGCUGCUUCUACUCCUGGUGGGAGGCGCCGCACCGGCAAGGGCAAGGGGGGCAAGGGUGGCGGGGGUGGCGCUGGGGGGGGAGGAGGUGGGGGAGGUGGGGGGGGAGGCGGUGCUGGAGGGAGCGGUGGCGGGAGUGCUGGUGGGAGUGGGGUCGGCAGCGGAGGCGGGGGCGGCGGAGGGAGCGGUGGCGGUGGUGGCGGCGGUGGCGGCGGCGGCGGCGGUGGCGGCGGCGGCGGUGGCGGUCGGAGCGGAGGUAGUGGUGGUGGCGGAGGUCGGAGUGGAGGCACUGGCUCGGGCCAGAGCUCCCAGCAGCAGCAGCGUCCCCAGACGACCCAGCAGCUUCGUGAGUGGCUUGCUCAGCGUGGGACGUCGGGGGGCAAUGGCCGCUGUUCCUAUGUCAUUCGCACAGGUGACCGCAAGGGACAGACGUGUGGGAGGUUCCACACCCCGUACCGCUGCUUCUCCCGCCUUGACGACGCUUGGCGUGAGGAGAUGGGCGAGGAUGUUGAGCGCCCCCGCUGGGCUGAGCUCAUGAGGGCUGGUGUUGAUAUCUUUGCUCUUGACUAUGAUGCUAUUAUUGCUGCCAUGUAUGCAUUGACUGUUAGUGCCGAGGGAGACUGUUACUUGUGUGUGCCGCCUGACCCAGGUAUAGAGCCCGCUGUCCUGGGUACUAGUGAGUCUGCUCUCUCUGGUAUGGUGCCCCCUGUACUUGCUCCCUCCAGUGCUGUCCCGACUGUUUGCGAGUCUGCUCUCUCAGGUACAGCACCCACAGAGACUGCUCUCUCAGGUACCGCACCGGCUGAGGCCUGUCACACCUUCACCCUUGACUCAGUCCUUGCCCAGUCCACCACUGUGCUCCCUUGUCCAGCGGUUCCGUCUGGCUCGUUGUCGGGUUUCCACCUCCCCUCGUUUUUGACGAACCUCGUGAGCAACGCUACCCUUCUCUGGCACCACCGCCUGGGUCACCCCUCCUUGCCACGCCUCCGUGGCAUGCACCGUCGCAGCCUUGUGUCUGGUCUUCCCAGGUCCCUCCCUCCCCUCCCUGCCUCGCCUGCGCCGCCCUGCCUUCCUUGCGUCGAGGGGCGGCAGCGCGCCGCUCCUCACUCCUCCUCGUUCCCCCCGACAGAGGCUCCUCUGCAGACCCUCCACCUGGACGUGUGGGGCCCUGCCCGCGUUCGUGGCCAGGGCGGUGAGCGGUACUUUUUGCUGGUUGUCGACGACUACUCGCGUUACACCACGGUCUUCCCCUUGCGCACCAAGGGUGAGGUCCCUGCUGUUCUGAUCCCUUGGAUCCGCACAGUUCGUCUCCAGCUCCGCCGCCGUUUCCGGACAGACCUUCCUGUCCUGCGUCUGCACUCUGACAGAGGUGGUGAGUUUUCCUCCGACCUCUUGAGGACCUUCUGUCAGGCGGAGGGCAUUGAGCAGACCUUCACGCUUCCGGACUCCCCGCAGCAGAAUGGGGUUGCUGAGCGCCGCAUUGGCCUGGUCAUGGAGGUCGCUCGUACCUCCUUGGUCCACGCGGCGGCUCCCCAUUUUCUGUGGCCGUUUGCUGUCCGGUACGCCGCGCAUCAGCUCAACCUCUGGCCCCGUGUCUCCUUGCCGGAGACCUCGCCCACACUGCGUUGGACGGGGGAGGUUGGCGAUGCGUCGCGCUUCCGGGUGUGGGGUGCUCGUGCCCUUGUCCGCGAUACGUCCGCGGACAAGCUCUCCUCCCGCACACUUCCCUGUGUCUUCCUUGGCUUUGUUCCUGACGCGCCGGGCUGGCAGUUUUACCACCCCACCUCGCGCCGGGUCUUCGCCUCUCAGGACGUCACCUUUGACGAGUCGGUCCCUUUUUACCGUCUCUUCCCCUACCGCACUGCCCCCCUCCCUCCCCCGCCGCUUUUCCUUGCUCCUGGUCCCCCUCCGGUAGACCCCCUUCCCCCUCAGGGUCCUGCUCCUUCAGGUGUCUCUCAGGUAGAUCCUCCUCCCGUCGCUGAGCCUGUCGAGGUCACAGGUGACUCAGGUGCUGCUGCAGGUGGUGCUGCUGGGAGUGCUGAGCCUGGGGGUGCUGAGCCUGCGGGUGCUGGGCCUGGGAGUGCUGGGACUGCGGGUACUGGAGCUGAGGGUACUGUGCCUGGGAGUUCGGCGCCUGGGAGUGGUGAGCCUGGGGGUGCUACGACUGGGGGUGCUGAGCCUGCGUGUACGGAGUCUGGGGGUGCUGAGCCUGGGGGUACUGCGCCUGAGGGUACUGGGCCUGGGGGUGCUGCUGCUGAGCCUACGGAGCCUGGGGUUGCUGCGUCUGGGGGUGCUCUUCCUGGCGGUACUGGAGCUGCUGGAGCUGACGACGCUGGAGCUGACGGUUCUGGACACGGUGGUCCUGCUGGUUCUGGAGGUGCUGGCGAGGGGAGGUCUGUCGCUGCUGGGGCCUCUGGUGCUGACGUCGCCGACUCGGGGGGUGCUGUGGCGGAGGGUGCUGGUCCAGGUGCUUCUGGUGCUCCGGGUGCUGGAGGUGCUGGCGGAGCUCCGCCGUCGCGCCUGUUCUUCGCUCCUCCGUCGCCGUCGGCUUUGCCGCCGCCUGACACGGUUCUUCGCCAGGUUCUUUCCCUCCCGUCUUCCACUGGCCUUCCCCUUCAGCCUGGCUCCCCCCUCCCUGCUCCUGUGCCUUAUACUGCACAGCCGGACUCGCUUACGGAGCGUCGUGAGCCUGCGUCUCGUCCUGCCUCGCCUGUUCGCGCUGCUCGCGCUGCUCGCACUGCGCGCACUGGUCCCACUGGUCGUCGUGUCGCGCGUCCGCGUCCUCCUCCUGUUCCUGGCACGCAUAUUAUGGCCCUUCGUCCUUCCACUGGUCCACAGCGUGUCCCCCUACCGUCUCCUCCUGCGUCUUCUCUUCCUGACGUUCCCGACCCUGAGUCUGACAGUGUUCGUGCUGCCCACCCUACUGUUACGCGUCUUCUCGCCACUGUUGUCACUGACCCGUCGUUUGAGUCUGCUGCUGCGUCUGCCCUGGUCGCUGAGCUUGUCGACUUUGCUGCUGCCUGUCGUCUAGACUACGCCGCCAGUCUUGUUGCCGGGUCUGAGUCUGUCUGUCCUCCGUCCGUCGGGGGUGAGUGUGCUCUUGGCACGGACGUCCUUGAGGACAGGCAGGAGGACUUUGACUCUCUUGCGGCUGCUGUACCUCAUCUCGUGGCCUGGUUGCUUGCCCCUGAGGGAGACCCGGAUGCACUAGACAUCCCCACUCCGCGCUCUUACGCAGAGGCGAUCUCGGGUCCCUACUCCUCUCAGUGGCAGACAGCCAUGGACGCAGAGAUGGCAUCCUGGAAGUCCACAGGCACCUACGUCGACGAGGUUCCCCCUCCUGGGGCGAACAUCGUCGAUGGCAUGUGGAUUUUCAGGGUGAAGUGGCCGCCGGGUUCUCCACCUGUCUUCAAGGCUCGUUACGUUGCUAGAGGCUUCAGUCAGCGUCAGGGGGUUGACUUCUUCCAGACCUUCUCCUCCACCCCGAAGAUGACCACUCUUCGGGUUCUGCUACACGUUGCUGCUCAGCGUGACUACGAGCUUCACUCUCUUGACUUCAGCACAGCGUUCCUGCAGGGCAGCCUGCACGAGGAGAUCUGGCUGCGCCGCCCACCUGGCUUUACUGGGUCGUUUCCUCCUGGUACCCAGUGGAGCCUCCGCCGGCCAGUCUACGGUCUCCGCCAGGCGCCACGUGAGUGGCACGACACACUGAGGACUACACUUGCAGCUCUUGGGUUCGCGCCGUCUACUGCUGACCCGUCGCUGUUUCUGCGCACAGACACGUCGCUACCGCCGUUCUACAUUCUCGUGUACGUCGACGACUUGGUCUUUGCUACUGCUGACACUGAGGCACUCGCUCGUGUGAAGUCGGAGCUGCAGAAGAGACACACCUGCACAGACCUGGGUGAACUGCGUAGCUACCUUGGCUUGCAGAUCACCCGGGACAGAGCUCGCCGCACCAUCACCCUGACUCAGUCACACAUGGUGCAGCAGGUCCUUCAGCGCUUCGGCUUCCAGUUCUCCUCACCACAGGCCACACCUCUGGCUACCAGCCACUCGCUCUCAGCUCCACCUUCGGACGAGUCCGUAGAGCCGAGUGGCCUGUACCCAGAGCUUGUAGGCUGCCUCAUGUACCUGAUGACUUGCACGCGACCUGACCUCGCGUACCCACUUAGCAUCCUUGCUCGUUACGUUGCGCCUGGGAGACACAGGCGAGAGCACUGGGAGGCUGCUAAGAGGGUGCUGCGUUACUUGUGCAGUACAUCAGGCAUGGGGCUGGUGCUUGGAGGACGCGACAGAGUUGUCCUCACUGGUCACUCGGACGCUUCUUGGGUGGACGACCUGGCUACGCAGCGGUCGUCACAGGGUUACACCUUCAGCCUUGGCUCUGAUCUACGCCACAGCCAUGGCUGCACAGGAGUUACGCUGGCUCACCUACCUGCUGACUGA